Molecule: messenger RNA, 1143 nt
Organism: Fukomys damarensis (Damara mole-rat)
Lineage: Eukaryota; Metazoa; Chordata; Mammalia; Rodentia; Bathyergidae
Gene: Ccdc152
Product: coiled-coil domain containing 152
Exons: 9
Coding region: 261-1025 (254 amino acids)
Source: RefSeq, a predicted model, not a curated record
AGUCACUGGACGUUGAUCCAUGUUUUGGAAACCACAUGAAAUUGUAGAUGCUGAAAGAAGCUAGGGCCAAGUCGGUGAGGACAGGAAGUCUGGUGGUGGGAACGCCAGGACGAGGCACAGACCCGGCCAGAAACAGCACGGGCACAUUGUUUCGGGAAACUGCCUCCCGUGGAGGGGGCAAUAAUCAGCGGCGUACCCGACCGGACUGCCAAUUGAGGCGGGAGAGACAUUGAGGAACCAGGAACAACAGCAAUCCAAGCAUGGAUCAAAGUAGCGAAGAAUGUACCAGAAAGAUCAGCAGUGUGAAUAUUGACAAACUUGUAAAGGAUUUCUCACAGAUAGAAAAGAAAAUGAUAGAAACCAGUGGAAAGAAUAACAUACUGGAAAUUCAGUUAGAAAAGAGUACCUCUUUAUUAAAAGUACUGCAAACAAAGGAAGCAUCAAUUAAAAAAGAUUGUGCUGCUCUUCAUGAUGUGAUAAAAGGACUACAACAGACUAUUGAAUAUCAACACAAUUUGAAAGGUGAAAAUGAACAACUGAAAAGAAAUGCUGAUAUGAUAAGAGAAAAGCUAAAAUCUCACGAACAGGAAUAUAAGAGUAAUAUUGCCAAACUUGUACAAGAAAUGAAAAUCAAAGAGGAAGAACAUAAGAUAGAAAUAAGCAAACUUUAUCAAGAUAUGCAGAAAAAAGUUGAAUUAAAUGAAGAAAAGCACAAAAAUCUGAUAAAGAAAAAGGAGAUGGAAAUUUCAGAGUUAAACACAAAGUUAAUAACUCAAGAAAAAGAAAAGCAAAAUGAUAUAAUCAAACUACAGCUGGAGUUUGAUGCCAAACUAGCAAGAAUUCAGACUAAAUCAAAAUCAUAUCCAGAUGCUACUAUUUCCCCACAGAGUAUCUACAGAAGGAAGCUUCAACAUCUUCAAGAAGAAAAAAAUAAAGAGAUUGCAGUUCUUCGUAAUACCAUUCAUGAUUUGGAGCAGCGCCUUUCUAUUGACAAAGAUUUUCAUUUUAAACGUAAACGAUUUUGAGUACAACAGUAAAUUCAUUAAUUAAUAUUUACUUUUUAAAAAGCAAUUGAGGGCCAGGAAUUUAGUUCAAUGGUUCUACCACCUGCUUUGUAAGCAGGGCCCAAGUUUGAUCCCUGGU